AUAUUUGUUGUGUACUGACCACCAUGUUGGCCAGUGGAGCAGAGCUGAACGGAAAAAAGAGAACCGGCUUCACAAUUACUUAGGAAUAAAUGGCAAUAAUGGCAAAGAUCCUUCGACUUUCCUAACCGCCGACGGAAAGCAACAAUUUCGUUGUGAGAAAUCUCAGGCCAAAUAU
Molecule: messenger RNA, 175 nt
Organism: Striga hermonthica
Lineage: Eukaryota; Viridiplantae; Streptophyta; Magnoliopsida; Lamiales; Orobanchaceae
Source: the annotation of a GenBank genome assembly